Penicillium samsonianum is the source of this 429-nucleotide messenger RNA. RefSeq lists its product as uncharacterized. Lineage: Eukaryota; Fungi; Ascomycota; Eurotiomycetes; Eurotiales; Aspergillaceae. Gene Ontology annotation, biological process: polysaccharide biosynthetic process. The coding region runs from base 1 to 429 and encodes 142 amino acids. Gene Ontology annotation, molecular function: pyridoxal phosphate binding; dTDP-4-amino-4,6-dideoxygalactose:2-oxoglutarate transaminase activity. The record is from RefSeq and is a predicted model, not a curated record. The transcript has a single exon.
AUGCAUUUCUCCUACACGGGUGCUUCCAUGGUGUACGUGGACAUCGAACCUGACACGAUGAACAUGGACCCAGCCAAGGUCCGCGAGGCUAUUAUCCCAAAGACUCGUGUAAUUGUUCCAGUUCACUAUCCUGGCGUACCAUGUGACAUUUAUGCCAUAGCGGAGGUCAUUGGUGAUCGUGAAGAUAUAUACAUCGUUGAAGACGCAGCCCAGGGCCUCUUUUCUUCUGACAAGAAUGGGAAGGCCCUUGGCACCAUAGGACAUAUCGGAUGUCUCAGCUUCGGUGGGACCAAAAAUCUCACUUCCGGCGGAGCAGGCGGCGCUAUUGUCAUCAAUGACCAAAGACUGCUUGAUCGCGUCGAGACUAUUCGAGACAAAGGGACCAAUCGAACCCAGUUCCUCAAGGGUGAAGUGGAUCACUAUACAUGA